AGCUGAUGCUAGACAGUAGGGCGCUAGCUCCAUUACUUGUUAUCAGGGAGCUUAGAAAUCAACUCCGGCCGGGGUUUCUUGGAGAGUCCGCCAGCUCGGUAUUCCUACAAGUAUCAUGACCUGGCAUUCCUCAUAGUUCAUUCAAUAAACAUGGCACUCUGACGGAGCCUAUAUCCACCGGAAAACAAUCACAAGCUCUCCAUACAUAUACAUACAUGCAUAUAUCUAUAUAUAUUCCCCUGGGAUUGUUGUGAGAAGAUUGGUGCUGUGGAUUUUCCUGCUAAGGAAUUAUUAUCCUCGACCUAUCACUGAGCUUGAUGCGCCGAGACCCUCCUCAGUCCUGCUCCGUUAUCCCUGACCCGAAUCGGUUCCUUCCACGCCAAUGGAAGCGGAGACUACGUUUGCAGUAGAAGGAGAUGAGCCAGUCCAAUGGGUAGCUUCUUCCGCUUCCUCGCUUUGUUCUGCGAGGCCCCACUCUAUGUCUAGGUCACGGACCGCGAGCCCUGCUGUGCCAACAGAAACCACCAGACUGCUCGUGGACAAUGAUAUCCCAACAUCGCAAUUGGUCGAGAGCGGCAAUUCAAGCAAUCAGGACGGAACUCAGGAUGCACUGUUGGAGGAGGAAAAUGACCGCAAACCGUGGUGGAAACGUCCUUCUAUAUUCUGGGUACUACCUCCACUUUUCCCAUUCACGAUUGCAUUCGGGGGAGUCGUCGUGCCGCAGAUAAAUCUCGCCUUGACAUUGAUUUGCCGCCAAUAUCUAUCCGACAGGGCGAUAGAAGAUCCUACCUUUACUUUUGCUCCCGUCAUCUUUGGAGAUACGAACCCGCAAUGUCGGAUUCCCGAGAUCCAAUCCCGAGCCUCGAGACUUCAACUGCAACUGAACUUAAUAUCUGGUAUCCUCGCAGCCAUCACAAGCCCGAGACUUGGGACUCUAACCGAUGGUUAUGGCAGAACUAAGAUCAUUGCCCUCUCGGGAUUUGGCAUGUUUCUCGGCCAACUUGUCAUGGCGAUGGUGGCGGCUCAAGAUGGUAGGAUAUCGGUCAAUAUUUUGCUCCUAGCAGCGAUGUUUGAUGGAUUGUUUGGAUCCUUCACGACAGCGGUAGCUCUUACUCAGUCAUACGCGGCAGAUUGCGUACCGCCACAUAACAGAAACGUAGCAUUCGGAUAUUUCUAUGGCGUUUUAUUUGGUGGCAUUGCUCUGGGUCCCUUGCUUGCUGGAUAUCUCAUCAAGUGGACGGGCAAUAUCCUUUACCUAUUCUAUUCCGUCUUAGGUUGCCUGCUAUUCUUCAUCCUAUUUAUGCUUUUCGCUGUGCCAGAGUCACUGUCGGAAGCUCGCCAAUUGGCUAAUCGCAAGAGUCAAGGGAUAGGCCCUCUCAAGUUCCGUCAAGUUCCUUCCUGGUCGCGAGGGGAUUUUAAUCCGUUGAAUCUCUUGAAGCCCCUCUCUAUCCUGUUCCCAAGCUCCACGAGCUCACUCGGCAGACGCUCCCUUCGCGAAUUACGAAUUAAUCUCAUAAUCCUUGCAUCCAUGGACGCUGUUCUCUUCGGCGUCGGGAUGGGGACUAUGUCGAUCAUUGUGAUUUAUUCCGAGUACAUGUUCGACUGGGGCAAUUUUGAGUCUAGCAUAUUUGUGUCCGUAGCCAGCUCUGUCCGAGUGGUUAUGCUACUUGUGGCUCUUCCAACAAUAACUCGUCUGGUCCGUGGCCCGCUUAGCCAAAGGAGUCGGGUCAACACUGGCUCCGAUAUGCUGGAUAUAAUCAUAAUCAGGAUAUCUACGAUGAUCGAUCUGAUCGGAUAUCUCGGGUACUGCACUGUUCGGACUGGUGGGCUGCUGCUCCUCUCCGGCGCGUUCGCAUCGAUGAGUGCAAUGGCUUCGCCAACGCUCACGUCCUCGUUGACGAAGCAUAUCCCCGCUAAUAGGACCGGCCAGCUGCUAGGUGCGCUUGGUCUGCUUCAUGCACUUGCGCGCGUGGUGGCGCCGACAAUUUUCAACUUGAUAUACAGCUCAACCGUCGGUACGCUACCACAAGCUGUAUUUAUGUGCCAAGUCGCUACAUUAUUUUUAAUAGCGAUGGCAUCCUUUUUCAUUAAACCUCAUGUAUAUAUGGACGACAACUUUGAGCCACACGACGACAACCUGGAGACAGGAGAGCAAGAUUAG
Messenger RNA from Histoplasma capsulatum G186AR, 2161 nucleotides. RefSeq lists its product as uncharacterized. Gene Ontology annotation, molecular function: transmembrane transporter activity. The transcript has 3 exons. Gene Ontology annotation, biological process: transmembrane transport. Gene Ontology annotation, cellular component: membrane. The record is from RefSeq and is a predicted model, not a curated record. The coding region runs from base 383 to 2161 and encodes 592 amino acids. Lineage: Eukaryota; Fungi; Ascomycota; Eurotiomycetes; Onygenales; Ajellomycetaceae.